Molecule: messenger RNA, 840 nt
Organism: Macrosiphum euphorbiae (potato aphid)
Lineage: Eukaryota; Metazoa; Arthropoda; Insecta; Hemiptera; Aphididae
Source: the annotation of a GenBank genome assembly
AUGGUUCAUCUAAAAAAAGUUUUAUCAGAACAACUGGGAAUUGGAAUUGGAACUAUUUAUCAAACAAUUUUGGAGUACAAACGGUCCAAAACAAUUUCAUCUCCUAAUAGAACCAAAAAGUUUAUAAAUGUGAAGGAUAAGGUAGAUGACUUUGAUAAAUAUGCAAUAAGACGGAAGAUACAUAAAUUUUGGUGUGACCGCGAGUUCCCGACGUUAGACAAAAUACUCCAAGUUGUUAACGAAGAUGAGGACUUACCUGAUUUCUCUCUUACCUCAAUGUACAGAUUAGUAAAAUCUAUGGACUUUGUGUACGUGAAACAAGGCCGUAAUAGCGCUUUAAUAGAAAAAACUGAAAUCGUCGAUUGGUGGAGGCGAUAUUUAAGGGCAAUACGGCGAUAUCGAGAGGAGGGUCGGCCAAUAUAUUAUUUGGACGAAACUUGGGUCAAUGCUGGUGACGUUCCAUACAAAGUUUGGUGCGAUAAAUCGGUCAAAUCAGCGAGAGAUGCGACUUCAAAGGGCCUUACAACCGGUGCAGUAAAACCAAGUGGAAAGGGGAAACGUCUUAUUGUUUGCCAUAUUGGUUCUGAAGAUGGUUUCGUCCCUGACAGUUUGUUAUGCUUUGAGUCUAAAAAAAACACUCAAGACUAUCACGAUGAAAUGAAUGGUGAAUGUUUUCGUGAAUGGUUGGAAAGUGUUUUGCCAAGACUCAAAGAUAACGCUGUUAUUGUUAUGGAUAACGCCCCUUAUCAUUCCGUAAAACAAGAGAAAUGCCCAAAUGUAAAUACAAGGAAAGCCGAUAUUAUUGCGUGGCUCGAGAGCAAAGGAGAGGUUGUUGUUUGA